GUUGCCCGGUGCCUGCGAAGGCCUGUCCUCGCCGUUAGACAGCGCUGGUUUCACUGCUUUUCUCUCCUCCCACCCCUUCGGCGCGGAGCUGGGCUUUCGCUCUUGCUCCCCUCGGGGCUGGCGGCAGCGCGUCCUCCUUCUCCUCCUCGUCCGUGUUCCCCACGGGCCCUAUGGCUUCGUCCGGCAGCGGCAUGGAGGAGGUGCGCGUCUCGGUGCUGACCCCGCUGAAGCUCGUUGGGCUAGUGUGCAUCUUCCUGGCGCUGUGCCUGGACCUGGGAGCCGUGCUGAGCCCCGCCUGGGUGACGGCGGAUCACCAAUACUACCUGUCCCUCUGGGAGUCCUGCCGCAAGCCCGGCAACUUGGACAGCUGGCUCUGCGAGUCGACGCUGCACAGCGACUGGCAGAUAGCUACUCUUGCUUUGCUGCUGGGUGGUGCUGCCAUUAUUCUCAUAGCUUUCCUGGUUGGGUUGAUCUCUAUCUGCGUGGGAUCUCGGAGGCGGUUCUACAGACCAGUUGCAGUCAUGCUCUUUGCUGCAGUUGUUCUUCAGGUGUGCAGCUUAGUCCUUUACCCAAUCAAGUUCAUCGAAACAGUCAGCUUGAAAAUAUACCAUGAGUUCAACUGGGGCUAUGGCCUGGCUUGGGGUGCAACUAUAUUUUCAUUUGGGGGUGCCAUUCUUUAUUGCCUGAACCCUAAGAACUAUGAAGACUAUUACUAGAAUCAUUUAAUGAAAGAAAAAUAACAAAAGGAUUACCCCAUAUUUUCUAACUCACAGUUUUUUUAGAACUCUUGUGGAGCACCAGUCUGCUCAGUUGAUACAGUAGCCUUUGCCUUUUGGGUGUGAACAUUGUAACCAGCUUUUACAACCAUUUAAAAGAACUGCAAACACUAGGAUUGCUGAUCUUAUAUAGGCAGAUGCUGCAAGCUGCUGAUAUAUAAGCUUCAUUUUUCUGACAACAAGCAAAAGGAUCUACGUUUCAGCUAUCAUUGUGGAAAAACUAGUUGGAAUGAGAAUGCAAUGCCAGCAUCUGCUAUUGCCUUCAGGAGAGCAGCUGAUAUAAGCUCCAUUUAGAAGUUUCCCUGUAUCAUAGAGGAGUCAGAUGUCUGAUAAGCAGGCAAUGGCGUCUUGUACAAUAGGCUGUGUUGGCCCCUUGUUACAUGCUCAACAAAGCUCUUAAGGAAUUAGUUGCAAGUGACUGUGGUGAGGGCAAUGAAUGUAACUGGUUAAUGACUUGUCUAAUAUCUGCAUUCAGCGGUCUUCUGGGAGAAGAAUAAAAAAAAAUCCCAAACCCAAAACAAACAAGCCACCAACCUCACAGGAUUUCAUGAAUUGGUAAUUGAGAUCACUAUGCCAGCUGUAGCAGAUUGUUGAAGGGAGUCCAAACCUGGAGACAUGUGUUUCUGACUGUGUAAUCAGAAGUCUCAGCUCUGAGUAUUUUGCUGGAAAGGUGGAGAAAGGGGGGAGUAGAAAAAAGACCUCAUCUGUCCCUGAGGUGUCUAAAGUGUAUGAAUGAGUUGUAGUUGUCCUAAGUACCUGUGUAACUUUCAAAUGCUGUCAUGAAAAGAAUGCACAUGGAACGAGUUCAAUUAUAUUUUUGAAAGAUACUCGUUAGUAUAAAUAUAUAUAAUACAAAUAUAAAUGCAGAGGGAAAGAGAUGAUUAGUCUUAAAGUUGUAGCAUGAGCUGUGAUGCAAUGGUUAAAAUACUAACUUUAUGCACAUUCUUGAAAGUCUUGGAUUGGUACCCUCAAUUUUGGUUGGUGUUACAAAAUAAACAUAAAAUGGUUUGUCUUAUGUA
Messenger RNA from Pezoporus flaviventris, 1795 nucleotides. RefSeq names its product transmembrane protein 47 (gene TMEM47). Gene Ontology annotation, biological process: cell-cell adhesion. Lineage: Eukaryota; Metazoa; Chordata; Aves; Psittaciformes; Psittacidae. Gene Ontology annotation, cellular component: cell-cell junction; membrane. The coding region runs from base 171 to 716 and encodes 181 amino acids. The transcript has 3 exons. The record is from RefSeq and is a predicted model, not a curated record.